Cydia fagiglandana is the source of this 637-nucleotide messenger RNA. RefSeq lists its product as uncharacterized. The coding region runs from base 1 to 627 and encodes 208 amino acids. The transcript is spliced from 3 exons. The record is from RefSeq and is a predicted model, not a curated record. NCBI's taxonomy places the organism in Eukaryota, Metazoa, Arthropoda, Insecta, Lepidoptera, Tortricidae.
AUGGCCUUUUUCGGCGAUGGCAUCUACAAGUACAACGAACAAGACAAGACUGCGACCAAAUAUGGUACCGUAACUGACAGCAUCAUCAGAAUGGCUGUUGAUACUGAACAUGCUAACGUAUAUUACUUGACCUCAGACUACGUUAUGUACAAAUAUGACGAAGAUGAGAAAAUGUUCACUAAAGUUGAAGCAGUUAAGGACGCUAGAGACAUGGUUAUCGACUGGGAUGGAAUCAUGUUUUUCUACGACGGCGACCACCAGUUCUACACUUACAACGGCCAGCGUGUCCUUAAAAUCGAAGGUCUCCCCGCUCAUCCCGCUAAAGUAGCUCUCGUCAGGCCUCCAGUUUUGAUCAACCAGGUUUACGCUGUUGUUGACGGCCGUCUUUAUGAGCUGAACGUGAACGGCACCAGCGAGAAGGGGGCAAUUAAGUUCCAGUCGGAACCGACCGCCUAUGCCCCAGACACUAUUGUGUACCAAUACUAUGCGUACAAGCAGAAGAUUUACUUCUACAACUUGGCUACUGUGUUCGCUGACAAGAACGCUGAAGAACUGAUUAAGUUCUUCGAAGAUAAGCAGGAACAGAUAAACGCUUUCAAGAACACGAAGAUCUCUAGCCGUUUGUAAUUUGUUUCGA